Carica papaya (papaya) is the source of this 1642-nucleotide messenger RNA. Its product is annotated as caveolin-1 protein. The record is from RefSeq and is a predicted model, not a curated record. Lineage: Eukaryota; Viridiplantae; Streptophyta; Magnoliopsida; Brassicales; Caricaceae.
GUAGAUGCCAACAAGUCUCUUUGUGUAUCCAGUUUUUUGCAAUUGUCACACCAUAAAUGAUCCUUCUUUUUUUGGGUGUUAUGGAUUGGGUUCCUGUGCAGUCAUGGCUGAGUUCUUAAGAUUUUUAGAAGAAGUUUAGGGUCCUAACAUCACCUUUGUCUGCUUUCUUGCCUAUCAAUUUUGGAAAAAACUUUCCUAACAUUAAAUAAUGGCUUAAUACUUAGAACUUUUCCACAUAGCUCAUCGACAAUACCUCUGUGCUUGUGCCUAUCAUGAAAGGGUUAGUUGUGACUUCUCCGUUUUGAAAAUAUUUGGAAGAGCCUGAGAGUCACCAUUGUGACAUCAGCUAACCUAAUUAAUUAGGUGAUUGGGCUCGGGCCCAAUCAUCAUAUUAAUCAAUCGUUAUCUUAUUGAUUAAUCGCUAUUGUAACAACAUAUAUGCUAACCUAAUUAAUAAGGUGAUUGGGCUCGGGCUCAAGGCGCACACUGCCUGUAUUGUUUCUUUUUCCCUCUCUGCUUUUUCUUCUUAUGUAAUAUCAAGGUUUAAAUUCGUUUAUUCUCUUUGCACGCUCGGCAUGUACAUUGAUUAUGUUGUGGACUGAACUAAAUAUGUUGUUACAGUAGCGAUUAAUCAAUAAGAUAGUCUAAUACAUAGUAAGACAUAUUUAUGCUGUGGUUGUAAACCUACCAAUUGCACCCUGCUGGUUGUGAUCCCAAUUUGGAUUGUGAUCACAGUUUGGGUAAUUAAAUCUUAGGCACUGCACUCGUAAGAUGGUUUCUUAUAUUUACCUCUUUUGAUUUUUAAUUGUACAAAAUCAUGCUUGUCAUUUGUUAGUUUCAACAACUUGAAGCUGGACAAAGGGUGUUCAGCUGAUCUGAAAAUGCUUCAGCUUUGUGGAGACAAUUUGUUCCUUCUGCUCUGCACUAUCAGCUUCAUUAUCAGUUUGAGUCAUGGAAUCAAGGUUGAUAGCAAAAUCUUGAAUGUUGGGGAGGAGUUACAGAAGGAGACUCUGCCGCUACAAUUGGGUUCUCGACUAUAUGGAUUGAGGGGGCUUAAGUCACAUUCUUGGUACGAAGUGAAGAUAUCAUUUCCUGCUUCUAUCCCUGCUACCUUUUCCUUGCAACUCAAGAGAGAUGAUUUAGGUUUAGAGCUAGGCAAGAACAGAAGAUUAUUAAACACUGAAAAGUUGAUUUUCAAGGUUGAUAGUCUUGAAAUGAUUAGUGAUCAGGAUGGAUGGUCUGUUUUGGUGAGCGUGGAGCCUGAGGGAAUUGUAGCAAUUCCUCAUCUACAAGAGAGGGAGUUCGUCACAUUCAAUAUAGUUUGUGAUGAGCUUUUAUUGGGCAUCCCGCACAAGGCUUGGUGGGUGGUAGCUUUGGCAUUGCUGUGUCUGGCUGUGGCACUUGUUCUUCCUGGAUUCCUUCCAUGUUAUCUGCUGCUAAAGAAUCAAAACCAGCAGACUUUUAGUCAGAAUGUUUGUAAGAAGUCUUGAGACCGAAAAUCAUUUAUUUACAUAAAGCUGAACUGUUUUUGUGCUCCAAGCUGUAUGCAUCGAAUCAAAUGCAUUCUCUGUAAUUACCUGCACAUUUUGUUUAAAGGGAGGUUUGGAAUAAUAAACUAAGUUUCUGUAAUUCAUUUGGAAAA